Molecule: messenger RNA, 1579 nt
Organism: Sinocyclocheilus rhinocerous
Lineage: Eukaryota; Metazoa; Chordata; Actinopteri; Cypriniformes; Cyprinidae
Product: UPF0687 protein C20orf27 homolog
Exons: 6
Coding region: 165-665 (166 amino acids)
Source: RefSeq, a predicted model, not a curated record
UCGAGGGGACUGAUGGCACAGCGCUUCAGGCAACGCCACAAACCUGCUUCUGUACAGUAGACGCAAGACAGCGGUCAUUCUCUCUGACUCAGUGUCUGUUAUUUAAAGAUGAUAUCAAAUUGACGCCAGUCAUCAUCCCUGGAUUUCCCUGGCCUUAUGUUGACAUGGCAACAGGAAGGAAAAGCUCCACUUCAAAAGGUGCAGUACAUUUCCCCGAUGAUGAUGAAGAUGCUCCCAUUAACAAUAGCUGUGAUGAAAAGCUUCAGGAUAAAGUCAUCACUGCUCUACCAGAGCCUGAUGGCGCAUAUCUUGUUAAGGUGGGAUUUUUAAGGAGCCAUCACAAAUAUGAAAUCAUCUUUUCUUUGCCACAAGUCCCAACACUAGGGAAAGAUGUCUCUCUUUCCCCCGCACUACGCACUACUGCAAAACCACGACUACGUGCAACACGCAUCACACCACGGCCUGAUGGGGGAGCGAGGGUGGUUUGUGAGUACAGCGCUCAGCAGGAGGGAGUGGUGCAAGAGGAACUCACCCUGGUCAACAGGAGCAGAAGGGACAGCAGCGUCCGAGUUCGAUUACAGGCCAGAGUCAUGGAUCGCCACCACGGGACACCAAUGUUACUUGAUGGAGUGCGGUGUGUUGGUGAAGAAAAACACACAAAAUAAUGACACAAAAGAUGUGACUAAAUCAGUUUGCUUGUGUAAAUGAUGAGAAUAAACCAAAAUUAAUGUGAACGUGAACAACCCGUCUCACACCCAUCCAUGGAGGAUCACAACUGAAUUGUUUUCGCACUAAAGCAAAAAUAGAGCCGCUAUUAUAGAGUCUAUGCAUCACAGGUCUGCUAAUCCAUCACAAAUUCAACUUUAGUUUUUAGCAGAAUUAAAUCAAAAAGCAAUUUAAAGAGAAAAAGGAAUACCAUUGCAUCUGGCCAAGGAUAACAUGUCACAAGUGCAGCUGAGUUUAGCUAUGUGCUGUUUGAUAGCCUAAUGAUGAGUUACUAUACAUUCACUAUAUUGAGCUUCUCAUUAGCCACAAAAUCAAACAAAAUAGUGUUUGGCUUAGCUGGUUACUUUAUAAAAUUUAAAAACGUGUAUCAAGAACCUGCAAGCAGCUUAUUUUAUUUAUUUAUUUAUUUUGCAAGUAUUACCUGAAAGCCUGAAGGUGGAAUGUAUGUAUAAUCAGGUGCAUAAUAUACACUUUAUAUAUAUAUAAUUAUAUGUCAUCCUAUUGCUUAAAUGCUUUGCAACCAUAAUCAUCAAUCCUUCCAAAUGCUGUGAUUCAUUUCUCAAAUAUGAUGUAAUUUGUUAAUAAAAAAAAAGUAGGCUAUAUAAAACACUUGUUGAUUGCUUUGUGCACAAAUAAUUAUGAGAUAUGCAAUGCAAUGCAUUGGCCUACCCAAACGUAACUUGGCAACUGACAUUACUAUCAUACCCUGAGGGAACUUAAACAAUUUUAGGACAGUACCACCUAGUGGUCAAAAGAAAUCAAGACCAAUAAUGUUCUUGAGAAAAAGGAAGCGUAUAACAGAAGAGACGCUAAUGUCAUAACACAAUGAAAAGAUUUAGAACAGCAACUUGAA